Molecule: messenger RNA, 1457 nt
Organism: Bolinopsis microptera
Lineage: Eukaryota; Metazoa; Ctenophora; Tentaculata; Lobata; Bolinopsidae
Product: cyclin-dependent kinase 9-like
Exons: 6
Coding region: 9-1112 (367 amino acids)
Biological process (GO): positive regulation of transcription elongation by RNA polymerase II; protein phosphorylation
Cellular component (GO): nucleus; cyclin/CDK positive transcription elongation factor complex
Molecular function (GO): RNA polymerase II CTD heptapeptide repeat kinase activity; cyclin binding; ATP binding
Source: RefSeq, a predicted model, not a curated record
UUGUAGGGAUGACUCGCACAGAGGCGCCCGACAAAGACUAUUCCUACCCGUACUGUAACGAUGUUUCUAAAUAUGAAAUUAUCUUCAAAAUCGGGCAGGGAACGUUCGGGGAAGUCUUCAAGGCUAGGGAAAUGAAUGCUUCUCCCGGCAAGACAGUAGCGUUGAAGAAGAUUCUGAUGGACAACGAACAGGAAGGCUUCCCAAUAACAGCCCUGAGGGAGAUUAAGAUCCUUCAACUGUUGAGACACGAAAAUAUAGUCACCCUUCAUGAAAUCUGCAGAAGUAAAGCUCAGGCGAUGAGAAAGUUCAAACCAAGCAUUUUCCUUGUGUUCGAGUUUUGUGAACAUGAUUUGGCCGGCCUCCUCAAAAAUCAAGAGGUUAAGUUCACUUCCGCGGAGAAGAAGAGGAUUGCUCACCAGCUUUUCAAUGGCUUACAUUACAUUCAUAAAAACAAGAUUCUACACCGUGAUAUGAAGACGGCUAACAUCCUGAUAACAAAAAGCGGCGUCCUCAAGUUGGCAGAUUUUGGACUUGCAAGAGCCUUUUCAUUCAGAGACCGAGUAAAGUAUACGAAUAGAGUUGUGACUCUAUGGUACCGGCCACCGGAAUUAUUGUUGGGAGAGCGAGAAUACGGACCCGAGGUGGAUAUGUGGGGUGCUGGAUGCAUUGUAGCUGAAUUGUGGACUGGAACCCCACUCAUGCAGGGUAACACCGAACAAGAACAACUAAACCUGAUCUGUAACUUCUGUGGUUCGAUAACCCCGGAGGUUUGGCCUGGAGUCACGAAACUCGACCUUUAUCGCAACAUGCAGCUCCCAGAAAACAAAUCCCGAAAGUUGAAAGAACGACUUCGACAUUUCGCCAGAGAUCACAAUGCCUUGGACUUACUUGAUAAACUUUUCAUUUUGGAUCCUUCAAAAAGAGCCAACUCAGAAGAUGCACUAGACCACGAUUUCUUCUGGACGGAUCCAAUGCCAGCUGAAAAUUUAAACGAAACGCUGUCCAAAUUGAGGAGCAGUAAUUUCGAUAUGUUCAGUGGGAGAAAUAACAAUCGCAGAUAUAAUUCGCACGUCGCUGGUUCUUCGAAUAUUUCACAUUCCAAAGUCUUUUGAGAAUUGGGGUUCCUCCUUAUCAACCAAUAUCAUGACAGGGUAUGUUUGUGACUGUUUCCUACAUUUGUAACACUAUAUUUAUACUUUCGCAGAUAAUUUAUUUGCCGGUAAAGACCAUUCUCAGCUGACCGUAUUUCUUUCUGUCGCUGAUGUUUCCUGUGGUCACUUUUAAAUUUAAUUUUUAUCAAAUUUUACUGUUUCUAGUCAUUGAUUUUAAUGGUUUCAAGCCUUUCCGAUUAAUCUUUGAGCUGUGUAAAGAUUUAAACUUGUCACAAUUUGAAAAACAAACGACUUUCUUUGGUCUACUGCAACGAUGAAAUUAUUUAAGUUUAUUCAUCAUUGACC